Molecule: messenger RNA, 2607 nt
Organism: Mercenaria mercenaria
Lineage: Eukaryota; Metazoa; Mollusca; Bivalvia; Venerida; Veneridae
Product: zinc finger protein 391-like
Exons: 5
Coding region: 126-1763 (545 amino acids)
Biological process (GO): regulation of DNA-templated transcription
Molecular function (GO): RNA polymerase II cis-regulatory region sequence-specific DNA binding; DNA-binding transcription factor activity, RNA polymerase II-specific
Source: RefSeq, a predicted model, not a curated record
AUGUUCUUUCUGUUCUUACAGUAAUCAAGACCACCAUGUUUUGAAAAAAAAUAUUCCCUAAUUUGAUGCGAAAUAUUCAAACUUCGCAAAAAUAGAGUGUUCAUGACAGACUAGAGUGAGUUACAAUGGGCGAGGUGUACCAGUACCAUAUCACAAUGUUAGUCACCACAGAACAGGUGGAUGCCAUCAGGUCCUUGUUUAAAGACAAAAAUUGGCCUUGUUGGCUGAAAGUGUUGUCAGAUGAAAAUGUAGCAGCAAUGGUACAGAGAGGUUUUACAGAUAUAUUCCCUGUGAUGACCGCGGGUCAAGACGGGGGUAUCGGACAGUCGGUUUUCACUGAAAUCAAAUCGGAAGUUGUAGAUAUCGAGGAUGACUCAGACUUGUUAGAGAAACAGAAUGAUUUGCAAAGAAAAAUAGAACAACCAAAGAUAACUGAUGAUGAAGACACCAUGGACUAUGACAUGAUGUGCACAGAUGAUGCAGAAAAUUCUGGACCAGGUGUUGAUGGUGGUAAACAAGCUAGUGCAAGAAAGGGGACCGGUACUAAAAGAAGACAGUCUUCACCAAAAACUGAAGGGGAUAGUCCUGAGAAGGAAAAGCCAAACAAACUGAAGUGUCCAUUGUGUGAGGUGACAUGUGUAACAAAGACAAUAUUGAAAAGGCAUUUUAAGAGACGACAUAAAGGCUCAUGGCUAGAUGUAGAAUGCAGUGAUUGUAAGAAAAGGUUUAAGACAAAGGAAGACCUAUGGGAGCAUAGAAGGGAAGCCAACCAUGAACCUCCGAAAGAAUCCGCCAAAAUGUUCUCUGUGGAUCAACUUUCACCGGAGGAACUUCAAAAGUUAGGUCACUUGAAAUGUGAAAUUUGCGCCAACUACUACCCUCAUAGAAGGUCGUUGAGGAGACAUUUAUACAAGGUUCAUAGAGAUGUUCUACCUAAAUGGAAUUGCCCUAUAUGUGACUCUGAAUUUGAUACACGUGAUGAAUUGUGGAAACACAAACGUGAAAAACAGCAUAAAACUAAUAUUUGGACACUUGGCAACUAUCAGUGUGAUUCUUGUGGGAAAAUAUACACUCGGUACGAUUCCUUCACAGAACAUCAACUUUCUUGUGAAAAAACUGAAAGUGAAAAGUUGGCAAGUCGCCAGCAUCCUUGUGACAUAUGUGGUUUAGUGUUCAAAUCUGUAAUACGCGUUAAAGCUCACAAACGAGGAGUUCACAUAGUAGCACCUGUGGUUUGCCACGUGUGUGGAGCAAUUUGCAAGAAUAAGCGUGCGUUGCUUGUACAUCGCAGAAGGCAUGAUAUGAAAAAUAAGAAGUACAAUUGUGAUGACUGUGGAAAGUCUUUCUUUAAUAGUACGCUUCUGUCGCAGCAUGUGCGCACACAUACAAAGGAAAAGCCGUACAAAUGUCCGAUGUGCAAUUAUACCUGUGCUAUUAAACAAAACAUACAUAAACAUUCACAGAAAGUUCAUAAAACACAAUGUAAGGCAAUCUGUUUAGAUGAUACAAAGGAAUCUUCAGUGUUGGACUCGGACAAACUGGUUACCAGUGAGCAGAGUUCUGGUUCCUUAAAUAAUUCCACUGAAGACUUGGUAAAGUUACAGAGUAAGGAGCUUCAGGAUAAACAUGCCCGUAGUUCAUUUCAACCAGAAUUUAUGAAUGUCAGUAAUGUACAGAAACCAAGUGAGUUUACAGAAGUGUUGGAUUAUAGAAUGAAUGCACCAUCGUUCUCUCAAGGAAGUUUUCAGCAUCAGUAUCAAUAAAGUUAUUCUCACUGUUCAAACAAAUUUAGAUAUUGUGAGGAUUUGUUUUGAUACAAUAGCAGAAAUUCUGAGAGAAAUUUCCUGAUUUUGAAAUAAUUUAACAUAAAAGAAAGUUCCAACAACUUGGUUGAGAUCAGAAGCAUCUGGUCACUGGCUGUGAGAUCAGAAGUAUCUGGUCACUGGCUGUGAGAUCAGAAGCAUCUGGUCUGAUCACUGGCUGUGAGCAAUUACUGGUACGGGUGUUUCUGUUUCUCACCAGAACUGACAUACCAGGUUUCCAAAGAACAGCAACAAUAUGAAACUUGAAUUUUUUAAAAUGUAUAUUUUAUAAAAUGUAAUUAAGAAAUAAUAUAUCUCAUCCAGUGAUUUGUCGUUGAAUAAAUCAUUGUCAUUCAGAUGCGAAGGAAUUAUAUCACGAGGGCGCAGCCCGAGUGAUAUAAUAAUACGCAUCUGAAUGACAAACAAUGAUUUAUUCAAGAGCAAAUCAAUAAAUGAGAUAUAUUAUUUCGAUUCUAACACGUUACCAAAGAUUUUUAAGUACAUUCUUGACGAUAAUCAUUAAAUAUUUGCCCGUUUUCAAUCAGUUUCUUUUCCAGCGCGCCGCUAUGCCGUUUGACGCCAUGACGUAAUAAUUGUGACGUCAGAACAGUGAUUUGUUGUAUAAUAAUUCACUGUUUUCUGUCUUCUUUGUUUAAUAGGAAAAUGAAUCGGAUCGUGUUAGAAUUAUAAUUAUUACACAUUGUCGAUUCUGUUUUCAUCAAGUAAUGUUUUUGCAGUGAUUUUAUUAAGAACUUCUAACAUUUUGAUUAACUGUGCAAUUUGCAAUGAUAAAAUUGUUGUGGAA